Messenger RNA from Chanos chanos (milkfish), 2241 nucleotides. RefSeq names its product phosphoglucomutase 1 (gene pgm1). Gene Ontology annotation, cellular component: cytosol. NCBI's taxonomy places the organism in Eukaryota, Metazoa, Chordata, Actinopteri, Gonorynchiformes, Chanidae. Gene Ontology annotation, biological process: carbohydrate metabolic process. The coding region runs from base 77 to 1762 and encodes 561 amino acids. The record is from RefSeq and is a predicted model, not a curated record. Gene Ontology annotation, molecular function: phosphoglucomutase activity; magnesium ion binding. The transcript is spliced from 11 exons.
UGAGGCAGUAAGGCAACUACACCGUCCAGAUCCCGAGCAGCACCCGGAUCACGCAGGCCAAGUGUCGAGAGGUACAAUGGUGAAGAUAACGGUGGUCAAAACCCAGGCGUAUGCCGACCAAAAGCCAGGAACCAGUGGUCUGAGGAAAAGAGUGACCGUUUUCCAGCAGAACAAGCAUUAUGCCGAGAAUUUCAUUCAGAGUAUCAUUUCUGUCAUCGAGCCUGCUCACAGGCAGGAGGGAACAUUGGUUGUCGGGGGAGAUGGACGAUUUUUCAUGAAAGACGCGAUUCAGCUGAUCAUCCAAAUCGCUGCCGCCAAUGGGAUUGGCCACCUGGUGAUUGGUCAGAAUGGAAUCAUGUCCACGCCCGCCGUGUCCUGCGUGAUCCGGAAGAUAAAGGCAUUGGGUGGGAUCAUCCUCACAGCCAGUCACAAUCCCGGUGGUCCCAAUGGAGACUUUGGAAUCAAGUACAACAUUUCCAGUGGAGGUCCUGCUCCAGAGGGUGUCACCGAGAAAAUUUUCCAGAUCAGCAAAAGCCUUCAGGAGUACCACAUCUGCCCAGAGCUCAAAGUGGAUCUGUCCAAGAUUGGCAAACAGACCUUCGAAGUGGACACAUUCAAACCCUUUACAGUGGAGAUCGUGGACUCUGUGGAGUCCUAUGCAGAAAUGCUGAGAGGCAUCUUUGACUUCCCUGCGCUGAAGAACUUACUGUCUGGACCCAAUCACAUCAACGUCCGCCUAGAUGCCAUGCAUGGGGUGGUGGGUCCCUAUGUCAAGAAGAUCGUCUGUGAAGAGCUAGGGUCUCCUGCCAACUCAGCCGUAAACUGCGUCCCCUCUGAGGAUUUUGGGGGUCACCACCCUGACCCAAAUCUUACAUAUGCUGCUGACCUGGUCAAGGCCAUGAAGGGUGGUGAAUAUGACUUUGGAGCUGCGUUUGACGGUGAUGGUGAUCGUAACAUGGUGCUGGGAAAACAUGGCUUCUUCGUAAACCCCUCCGACUCUGUGGCAGUGAUUGGUGCCAAUAUCACCUGUAUCCCAUACUUUAAGAAGACUGGUGUAAAAGGCCUGGCACGCAGCAUGCCUACGAGUGGGGCUUUGGACAAUGUUGCCAAAGCCCUUAAAAUGCACUUGUAUGAGACACCAACUGGGUGGAAGUUUUUUGGGAACCUGAUGGAUGCUGGAAAACUGUCCCUUUGUGGGGAGGAGAGCUUUGGUACAGGCUCGGAUCACAUCCGGGAGAAGGACGGUCUGUGGGCGGUGCUGGCGUGGCUGUCAAUCUUGGCCUCCAGGAAACAGAGUGUGGAGGAGAUAAUGAAGGACCACUGGCAGAAGUUUGGCAGGAACUUUUUCACCAGGUAUGAUUACGAGGAGGUGGAUGCUGAAGCUGCUGGUAAAAUGAUAAAGGAGCUGGAGACCGCCAUGACUCAGCCAGGCUUUGUCGGGCAGAAGUUCUCAUCAGGAGAUAAGAGCUACCAGGUGGAGAAGGCUGAUAACUUUGAGUACACAGACCCUGUGGACGGGAGUGUGUCCAAACACCAGGGUCUGAGAAUUAUCUUCUCUGACGGCUCACGCAUCAUCUUCCGCCUCAGUGGGACAGGCAGUGCCGGGGCCACCAUCAGGCUCUACAUAGACAGCUAUGAGAAGGACCCUCAGAAGAUCUACCAGGACCCACAGGUGAUGCUGGCUCCUUUGGUGGACAUUGCUCUGAAGAUUUCUCAGCUCCAGGAGAAAACUGGCCGCACUGGACCAACUGUCAUUACUUAAAUCAUCUUCUAUUUUACAUGUGGACAGGCCAGAUCUCCAGACCCUCACCCUUACACCUCUACACACACUCAGCACAGGCCAUCCAUACAGCCAACGCAUUCCCCAAACACACCCACUCAGCCUGGUCAGCACACCUGCCACCCAUACAGACACACACACACACAUACACAUGCGUGCAUAGCACACACUAUAUUUGUUCAUCUGUCAAACCCCCCGAACCCCUGACUGGCCAACAGCCAUGCUCUGUUCAUCUGUCAAACCCCCCGAACCCCUGACUGGCCAACAGCCAUGCUCUGUUCAUCUGUCAAACCCCCUGAACCCCUGACUGGCCAACAGCCAUGCUCUGUUCAUCUGUCACAUCCCUCGAUACUGUUGCUGAUCUACAGCCAUGCCUUACCAUACUGUCACUCCUGCGUUCGUUGUCCUUCUCCAAAAAGACGAAUACAAACAGGAAUAAAGUGUACUGCUGAACAUCUAAA